AUGUCAGGUGAUAUGGCUUCGUCGAGCGAUAACUCGUCUACAGAGACACCUGUUGACAGCAAUGAGGCUCCUUUGUCGUAUUCCGCCACCGUCGUCGUUGGGUUGAUGGCGUCCGUGCUGUCCUUGCUCAUCACCGUCGGUAACAGCUUCACGCUCAUCGUCUUCGCCCUCCGCAAGUCGCUCAGAAAAUUCGGCGACUUCUUCAUCAUCAAUCUAGCGGUGAUUGACUUUAUCCUUCGAGAAGAGAAUCGAACGUCUGCUCCCUGUGUAGAUUGCCGACCUGGCUAUCGGCGUGAUGUCAAUCCCUCCUUACAUCCCUACCUGCUGACUGGCACCUGGCAGGCCGGCUUCUCCUACUGUAAGUUCUGGCUCCUUUGGGACUACGUCACACCUGCUGCCUCGACUUUCUGCAUCUGUGUUAUCAGCAUCGACAGAUACCUCUUAGUCGUCCAUCCUCUUCUGUAUCGACGGAUCCAGAGCACGCGCUUGCUGGUCAUCAUGCUUGCGAUUCCCUGGGGAGGGGUGUUUCUUAUCUUCGGUCCGUCCAUCCUCUUAUGGGAGCUGACCUUUGGCCCCAAGAUCGCACCAGGUGUCUGUCACGUGCCGUUUUCCGAUUACCUUCCAUUUCUGCUUUUCACGUCUUUUGUGGAGUUCAUCAUCCCUUUCACUGUCGUAGCCAUGACCAACGUAAUGCUCUUUCUUAGAAUCCGAACACGCAUGCGCACCAAGGUGUCUGACCAUUUUACCCCAUCGCCAACCCACAAAUCCACGGCGGAGGUUCGAGAUCAGGACCGCUCCGAGCAGAAAGCAACGCGAGUGGCAGUGUUUACUACUCAGACUGCCAGCCACCUGUCACCGUGGAAAGCAAGCACAGAUAAAGUCUCCCAAGAGGGUUCAACGACAAACAACGUUGUCAACCUUGGGUUAGAGGUCGAAGAUCAUACAAACACCUCCAUGGACGACACAGGUGACGUUGGGGAGGCGACGACCAAGCAGAGCUCAAGAAGCCACAGCGAGGACUGAGAGAGACCACUACGUCCACGGCUGUCAAGUCCUCGACGUCGACCAGGCGCCGCGCGCGGAAGGACGUGAGGGUGGCGAGGUCGUUGUUCGUGCUGGUGAUGGUCUUCGCCGUUUGUUGGAUGCCCUACGAAAUCCUCGCUCUCGUGUCGGCACACUGCGACGACUGUGUGGACGAGGACCUCUUCGAGUUUUCCUUCUGGCUUCUGUGGAUCAACUCCACCCUCAACCCCGUGCUGUACCCGAUCCUGCACAGGCGCUUCAGGGAGGCGGCGGCCAGCGUCAUAGCGGGGUGCCGCAAGUGUGGGAGUUGUCGGUCUUAGACACGUAGAACAUGUUUUCUACAAAUAUAAGUACAUAAUUAAGCUUAAGUUGAAGAUAUUUCUAGAGUCGAAGAAAUAAUAUUUUUUAGCGAAUUAAUAAGCCUUGUAAAGUGGGACGAUAUAUUUGUGUGUUGAGAAAGAAGAUGUGAAGUAGUACUCAGGACGGCACUGACUUGUAGAGGAAAGAUGUUGCUAAAACAUUAGACUUCAGACUGCUAAAAACAUGGCGACUUUAUGUUCUACACUAGUACGAGGCACUUAAGCAUUGUCUGUGCUCCUGUGGUGUAAAGUGUUUAGAGUUGAUAUUUACGGUCUGUGUGAUUAAUUAAUGCUAGACACUACACGCCUCCACAGUAUGAUGAACCCCAGGUUACAUGUUGUAGGACUGUAUGAACCUUGACACACUGUUGAUGCUGAUGUCAGCUCACGCACUUUAUUUUCUCGCGAACGUAAAUGGGAUGGAGUGUGUCUGGAAGUGAGUGCAUUUGUGUGUGUGUGGCUGUGGCUGGCU
This is a messenger RNA of Pomacea canaliculata, 1854 nucleotides long. RefSeq names its product histamine H3 receptor-like. The coding region runs from base 1 to 1023 and encodes 340 amino acids. The record is from RefSeq and is a predicted model, not a curated record. Gene Ontology annotation, molecular function: G protein-coupled receptor activity. Gene Ontology annotation, biological process: adenylate cyclase-activating adrenergic receptor signaling pathway. Gene Ontology annotation, cellular component: membrane. Lineage: Eukaryota; Metazoa; Mollusca; Gastropoda; Architaenioglossa; Ampullariidae. The transcript is spliced from 3 exons.